ACAAAAUUUGUUAGUUUGUUCAGAAAUGGAAAAUGCUGAAGCCAGCCCUCUCAAAAGAUCCCCUCGGGGUUUGGAUGAAAACUCGGAGGAAGAAUACUCUUCUCUGUCUACUCUACUCCAACAUUUUGCUAGCAUCCCUACCGUUGACAAAGCAUGGACUUUCAAAUCUACCAGUGGUUCCCAGUGUAUGUUCUCAAUCAGCCAGCCAAAUCUACUGGCCAACCAAAACAGGAGAUACAUAUUAUCUAGUCAUAUUUCGAAGGGAAGUCCAAAUGGUGUAAUCUUUGAGUGGGCUGCCUUCCCUAUUGAGAUGCCUAGUGGGUCUAUAAUGGUUCCAUCACCUUCAGGGUCAAAACUUCUUGUUGUUAGAAAUCUUGAAAAAGGUUCUACAACCACAUUCGAGAUUUGGGGUCCAUCUCGAGUCGAAAAGGAGUUCCAUGUCUCGUCCUCUGUCCAUGGCUCUGUAUAUUCAGAUGGAUGGUUUGAGGGAAUUUCAUGGAAUGAUGAUGAAACCUUUGUUGCAUACGUCGCUGAGGAGCAAGCUCCCUCUAAACCCGUGUUCACGAAUUCAGGCUACAAGAAAGGGAGUUCUUCAGACAUGGAAUGUGGUAGCUGGAAAGGUCAAGGGGAUUGGGAAGAGGACUGGGGUGAAACCUACCCUAGAAAAAGAGAACCUGCAAUUUUCGUUAUCAAUGUUAACAGUGGAGAAGUACAUCCUGUUGAAGGAACAAAUAAGCUUAGUGUUGGACAAGUUGUAUGGGCUCCAGCUUCUAGAGGCUUGCAGCAAUAUCUGGUUUUCGUUGGGUGGCCAUCGGAUACUAGAAAGUUGGGCAUUAAGUAUUGCUAUAACAGGCCGUGUGCCUUGUAUUCUGUUAGAGCUCCAUUUUCAAAAUCAAAAGAUCGUGAACCCGGAAAAAAUGCAAUCGAAGAAGCAUCUCCAGUUAAGCUGACACAAAGAAUAAGUAGUGCGUUCUUUCCUCGUUUCAGCCCCGAUGGAAAGGCCCUUAUGUUUUUGUCUGCAAAAAGUUCUGUAGACUCUUGGGCGCAUUCUGCAACUCAAUCACUUCAUAGAAUUGAUUGGUCCAUAGAUGGAAAGCCCACUGCAGAUGCUGACAUUGUUGACGUGGUUCCUGUUGUAAUGUGUCCUGACGAUGGAUGUUUCCCUGGCCUCUAUAGUGUUAAGUUUCUGAGUAAAUCUUGGCUUUCUGAUGGAUCUACCAUGAUUUUAUCUUCUGUAUGGGGCAGCACUGAAGUAAUACUUUUAGUGAACAUGUUGAGUGGAAAGGUGUCACGCAUUAGCCCUGGAAACUCUAGCUUCUCUUGGACCUUGCUUGCACUAGACAGUGAUAACAUCAUUGCUGUCAGUAGCAGUCCCUCCGAUGUUCCUGAAAUCAAGUACGGUAGCAUUGUUGGAAAUUCAUCUGCAGAGGCCUUAGCAAGUUGGCAAGAUAUUUCAAGCCCCAUAUAUAGAUGCUCUGAAAAGGUCAUUUCUCUACUGUCAUCCCGCCAAUCUAGUAUUAUCAAAAUUCCAGUCAGGGAUAUCUCUGAGAACCUUACUGCAGGUGCCAACAAGCCGUAUGAGUCUAUCUUUGUAUCCUCCAAGUGUAAGAGCCAUGAUCUGUGUGAUCCGCUAAUUGUAGUCCUUCAUGGGGGUCCUCACUUCAUUUCAUUGUCAAGCUUUUCGAAAUCCUUAGCUUUCCUUUCCUCAAUUGGUUAUAGCUUGUUGAUUGUUAAUUACAGAGGCUCCUUGGGUUUUGGUGAGGAAGCACUGCAAUCUCUUCCGGGAAAAAUUGGAUCGCAGGAUGUUAAUGAUGUACUAGCUGCUAUAGAUCAUGUCAUAGAUAUGGGACUUGCAGAUCCAUCUAAAAUAACUGUCCUCGGUGGUUCCCAUGGUGGAUUCCUGACAACACACUUGAUUGGCCAGGCACCCGAUAAGUUUGCUGCAGCAGCUACUAGGAACCCUGUCUGCAGCCUUCCUUUGAUGGUUGGAACAGCUGAUAUCCCUGAUUGGUGCUAUGCAGAGACGUUUGGACAUCUCGGAAAAUCAAUGUAUACUGAAGCCCCAUCGUCUGAACACCUUGUUGUCUUUCACAGCAAAUCACCAAUAGCACACAUCUCCAAGGUCAAAACUCCUAUACUCUUCUUGCUAGGUGCCAAGGACCUCCGUGUACCAAUAUGUACCGGCUUGCAAUAUGCACGUGCAUUGAAGGAGAAAGGAACUGAGGUCAAGGUGCUGGUGUUUCCAGAGGACAAUCACGCAAUUGAUAGGCCACAGUCUGAUUUCGAAAGCUUUCUUAAUAUUGGAAUGUGGUUCAAGAAGCACUGCAAAUAGACAUAUAUGAUUCAUUUCUUGUUCUCCUCAAGAAGAACGACGAUUAUCCUCCUUCUGUGUUCAUGUUCAAGCUCUCAUCUGAAUUGAAGAUAUGAACUUUCUAAAUAUGUCACCUAAGGAAUUGCCAAUAAACAGUUCCUAUGUUGUACAAUUCAAUAAAUCAUCAAAAAGGAGUUUAUCUUUGAAUUUUUGUGUAGCAGCUUGUUUCAAAAGUAUUGGUCAUAUGCAAGAACAAAUUGCAUAAAUUCCCAACUGUGUAAUCAACUGCAGAAUACUAUCCCCUCUGUAUCAA
Molecule: messenger RNA, 2624 nt
Organism: Solanum verrucosum
Lineage: Eukaryota; Viridiplantae; Streptophyta; Magnoliopsida; Solanales; Solanaceae
Product: acylamino-acid-releasing enzyme-like
Exons: 17
Coding region: 26-2332 (768 amino acids)
Biological process (GO): proteolysis
Molecular function (GO): serine-type endopeptidase activity
Source: RefSeq, a predicted model, not a curated record